GCCGGAUCCUACAGCCGGACCCCUGAAGGCUAGGGAAACGGCGCAUUCAGCUGCUAUUGGAAGCGAAUGCGACGCCGUGGGGCAGCGGGUUAACAUAUUCGACCGUUGACUCACUUACAUCGAUUAUAUAAGACCUAAGCAACAAGUCUCCGUCUAUUAUAAGCAGAUCUAGUUGCUAGCACUUAGGCUCACCAACUAGUUCACUCCCCACAUCUCACACUCAAAAAAGCUCAUCCAUCAUGGCUGAAGUUCCGGUGGUCCAAAUCCUCAAUAAGAAGGAAUACUUCAAGCAGGCCUUAGUAUCUCUUCCUAAUGAGACUCUGCCUCCUCUAGCAGACUCGUCCCUGCGCAUCCGGACGGAGAUAUUAUGCGUGACUUCCAACAAUUUCUCGUACUGCAAGGUCGGUGAAUUAUUCCACUGGUGGGAUAUCCACCGAAUUCCCGCCUCAACUCCAGCGCCAUACAAUGAUACCUCCGUCUACGGGCGCAUUAACUGCUGGGGAUAUGCCAAGGUGAUAGAUUCCACGUUCGCCGAUGUGCCUAAGGGCAGCUAUCUGUACGGGUACUUGCCCAUCGGCACGCUACCCCUCGACUUCCAAGUCAAGGCGGGCAAUGUGCCGAACCAAGUCAUAGUCACGGAGCCGUACCGGCAACAGCAGCUCCCGGUGUACAACCGGUACUUCGUGCAUCCACCAUCGCUGUCCCAGGCCAUUGAAGCCAAGAACGAUGCUCUAGGAUACGACUCCCUGCUGCGCCCCAUGUACCUAACCGCACACUUGAUGUCCGGAUUCAUGUUCCCACCAGACCCAACCCAAUCCGUGCAGCUCACACCCGAGCAAGCCUCUCUCUCCGGCGCCGCCGUCAUAGUCUUCGCGCCCGGCUCCAAAGUCGGGUUAGCAUUCACACACCGUCUCCGCGCCCAAUCCCGACCCCAAUCAAAACCCGCCGCCAUAAUCGGCGUCGCAUCGCAGUACUCCCGGUCCUUCGUCCAAAGCACCGGCCUCUACGACGGUACCGUGGCCUCAACCACCGACGAUCCUCUCACGAUCCUCUCCUCCGCAGGCGCCAGCAAAGAGCACAAAGUAACCAUAUUCGACUUCGGCGGACGCGGUGGCGCAGCUUGGAAAUGGGCUGGUGCGAUUGUAGCCCAGUACCCAAAGACGCAAUUCGUCGUUAUCGGCGGUGAAGUCUCGGAACCGUCGGCGGAUUGGUCGCCUUCGAAACCACCUGCUGGCGUAGAUGUCGCGGCCGUUAUGGCGGAUACGUUGCUCACGGCUGCUAUUAAUAAGGUCGGGGAGAAGGAGUACUUUGAUGAUUACGAGGCAACGUGGGCGGUGCUGCGGAAGGAGGGAUUCCGUGGGUUUAAGGUCAAUUGGGGUGAGGGUAUGGAAGCUGUUAAGGAAGGUUGGGAUAAGUUUGCGAAGAACGAGGCCAAAGCCGAUGAGGGGCUAGUUUUUAAGAUUUAAGAAGCGAUAAAGGGAGAGAUUGGCGUAAAUGAUUGGUGUACAUGAUCUAAUCCUGAUGCCUUCUAUCCGACACUGGGUAAUAUGUACCAAACCUCUACAAUAGUGCAACACAUGUCGUGAAACAAGAGUACCAAAAUCUUCAAAACAAUGAAGUAAUUGAACGUAAAUCAUUUAAAUUCAUCUAAAUUUCAAGUCGCGAGGCGCAUCAUAACUUCGCAAAUACCCCUAAUUUGCCUACCAUAUAAAUAUCCAAAUCCAGAUGCCAUGAUACUCAUGGAUUAUCUUAAACGCCAUUACAAUGCAAAGUGUUCCCGGCUUCAUUCCUUUAAAUCCAAAACACCGGCCGAGGGAAAGCCUAGGCUCUAGGCCCGCUGAUAUAAAAU
Messenger RNA from Hypoxylon trugodes, 1849 nucleotides. RefSeq lists its product as uncharacterized. The record is from RefSeq and is a predicted model, not a curated record. The transcript has a single exon. The coding region runs from base 240 to 1466 and encodes 408 amino acids. NCBI's taxonomy places the organism in Eukaryota, Fungi, Ascomycota, Sordariomycetes, Xylariales, Hypoxylaceae.